Messenger RNA from Diachasma alloeum, 4016 nucleotides. RefSeq lists its product as uncharacterized. The transcript is spliced from 8 exons. The record is from RefSeq and is a predicted model, not a curated record. The coding region runs from base 1 to 2835 and encodes 944 amino acids. NCBI's taxonomy places the organism in Eukaryota, Metazoa, Arthropoda, Insecta, Hymenoptera, Braconidae.
AUGAAAAAUUUAAAAGUUCCACGAUGGUACCAGGAUCUUUCCACCCCUCAGAUGGAGAUGAUCUUUGCUCUCGGAAAAUUGAUAAGACGUGAUCACGAAGAGAAAAUUACAGACAGGACCCAAAAGGCCCUGAGGGACAUUGGGAUAACGUCAACAUUCGUCGAAAUUAAACCGAAGGACAUUCGAAAUCUUUGGAUAGCUAGUGAUUUAGAUCCUGUAAAAUUCCUCUGUGAAAUCUAUCGUUUCAUCACUGGAAGUUUUUUUGAGGAAGAAACGUACAAAAAAUUUUACGACUGCAAUGAGAGAAUCGUGCUGUCGUCUAUUGCUUUCUUGAAACUUCCAGAGACGAUAGUUGAGCUUCAUCGUCGUUUGCCCAUGGGGAGAGUCCAUAAACUUCCACCGAAACCUAUCCCUCCUAAAGCUGUAUAUCAAAAAAGAAAUGAAGAGUCCCCGUAUUUGGAAUACCCAGUGGUCCGUCCAAAUUGGCGAACAUAUCGCAGUGAACUGAAGAAAUGGCAACGGUUGCGAAAAGGCAGAGUCAAUCCUCGUGUUAUAUUACCUGUUCCCUGUCUAACGGGCUCUGAAGAUCUUGACCUCGAAAUCGUAGAUGAUUUUUCGCAAAUUGGAGAGUCUCCAAUAUUGAAGCAAAAACAAACACUGGAGAAGAAAGGUCAAAGUAUAAAAAGAAUCACGAGCAAAACCAGUACUGCAGCUUCGUCUCUCGGUCUCUCGAAAAUAUCGGGAAUCAGUUCAAAGAAGAGUAAAACCCUGCAGAGAGAAAAAAGUAAAGCUCUGCAGAGCGAGAAGAGCACGGAAAAUACAACAACUAUCGAGUUCGAAGAUGAAAAUACCGUUGACCCUGUAGAAACAUAUCAAGACAAGGUCGACUCCUACUUCGCUAAGCUUACGAAGAAAUCAUAUCCACCAGGGAGGGAAAAUUUAUCCCAAAAAUGGCAGGAUUUUCUUCUGGAGACUGACGAAAACUUCGGAAUGUUCGAGAAGGAGGCAAAUAUUAUCUUGAAAAGUGUUCGAGAAUCCACGAAGAAAAUAUUUAAUCCUGACGUUUGCGACGGUUGCUGCGCCUGCAGACAAAUUAGAGAAAUGGAUACCAAGGCUAAGGAAUCAAAAAAUCCUAAUUUGGUCAUUGAUAAUGUCAUUGCUGACGAUACGGGAAAACGAUAUGUCGUGGGUUCGCUCGGCAUCACCUCCCCCGCAGAAACCAUCUCCGACGACUCCCUAAACAAGCCCCUGAUAAUUCCCUCGGAGGAUCGAAUCCUCAAGAUCUCAGUAAUCGACUCUGUAACACUCAACGAGAAAGGUCAACCCAUUCGCAUCACCUCAGGGAUCUCAAAACAUGUCAAUCACAUCCCCGAGAGAGUCCUCCAAAAGUCACCCUUGCCCAGGAAGAACGUGCCCUCCUGCAACUGCAAGUCCUCGAAUCCCGAAGAAAAUUCCGGAAACGAGAAUUCUUCCCCAUGCGCUCACGAAGAAGCCGCCUGCACUGCCCAAAAAUAUAGAAAAAGAGAAUUCAAUAAAUGCGGAAAAUGUUCUGAGUCCUCGGACAAUAAAGUAUUCAUAGAGUUUGAGAGGAAAUCCCGAGAACGAGAAAGAAGAGAAGAAGAGGAGAGGAUCAACAGACAUAAACAAUCUGGUCUGAAUGAGUCAGAUAAGACCGUUCAGCAAGAUCAAAUUGCAGUAGAUGAGCAAGAGGAGAUCGAGAGGUGCAAGAGGUGCAGUAAUUCCCCAGACAAGUGUCAACGAAGUCCAUUCAAGGACGUUUUGGACAGGCUUGCGCGGAAGAAAGAGGCAGAGGGAGAGAGAAAGAAGCCUUCGAAGAAAUCGGGGAUAAAGGAGUACAGGGACAACUUGAAGUUCUCAUUAGGAGGUGUCGCGUCAAGCAACCAAUUUCUGUUGGCUGGAGUCACCGUGCACACUCCAAUUACAAUCACUCCGGUGUCCAGUGAACCGGAGAUCGAUGUCUCUGCUUACGAUAAACAUCAUCAUUGGUCGGUGACCGAAUUCGUGCCGAAAGCCCCGGCAGCUCUCAAAAAAAUUGGAAAAUUGUCUCAAGACAGGAAAGAUAAAGAUAAGGGAAGAGGUAAAGACAGUCAUCAGAAGGUUGACGCGGAAAUUGAAGAGUUAUUUGAUCGAGUAAAAAAAAUAGAUGGCAUCGGGGAAACUAAAAUAAUGAAGGAAGACGGGAAAGAUGUUGAAACGAUUAAAGCCACAGAAUCAGUGAAAAUAGAAAUAAAUCCGAAGAAAGUCAGGGUGAAGAAGGGAGAUUCGAGCGGACUUUACGAUAAAAAAAGGAAAAUUGAGAGAAAAGAGAAGAAAGUUAAAGGGAAGAGGAAGAAGAAUUUGCCGAAAUUGAUGAAAGAAGCAUUGGAAGAAAUGGCCGAGGAAGGCUACCUAUUUGCGAAACUCCCUCAGUGCCACAAAAUUCCUCCUCUCCAGACGUGGAUUCUGUACCGCAAGGGGUUCAAGAUGACAGAGAAAAGGAAAAAUCUUCUCGAGCAGACACAGAAAACUUGGGAGGCCUGCGAAGCCCAUCUCUACAAAAAAAUCAAAGCCCCAACGCUGCACCUCUCACAAGCUCAGAAGUUUGCGCUCACGUGGGAUCAAAUUCAGGAAAUAAGGAGAAAGAUCGCAUCGAAGAAGAAAACAUUUUACAGCAGCGUACGCAAGUCUCGAGUACUUCAAUCGAGAGCGAUGUGGAAUCUUAUGAUUCAUGACAAGAAUCCAAACGUGAACUUCAAAAAGUCGUACUACAUGUACCAAGCCAGCAAGGAGGGCGACGGAUACCUUCUCAAGCCUUAUGGCUUCGAGGCCGCCUGAAAUUCACUUUGAGGAAAUUGAGUGGAGAAGUGAUGGAGAAUAGGAGAUCCGUUGAAAAUUCAUUUUCAGAUAAUUUCGCAACCAUCUACGAUGGAGUGAAGUUCAGAAGAUUCGCUAAAAAAUCAUUUUUGCAGAGACUUCUGAGGACAAAAAAAAUUGUAAAAUAAUCUCGGAGAGAAUUUUGCUCGAGAAUGAAUUUAGAAAAUAUUUUGAAGGAAUAUCUGAAACUAGUGGGUUUAUCAAGAUAUGUGGGAAGAUCUGUUUCUGCAGUUCAUGAAAUUUAAUAUAAGGAAAGUUCUUCUGUUAUUUCUCUCACAACUGACUAGUUUUAGAGAUAUUUACAAAAUAAUUAAUUUUAUUAUUCAAUUUCGUUAAGAAAUUUGCAGAAACUUUUCUUAUAGAAAUAUAAAUUACCUACCAAAAAGAUACUUUGCCAUUUCCAUUCCCCAAGUAAUUACAUUUUGAAAAUCACACCUGGAAUUUAUAACAACGACUAAUUCAGAUCAAAUUUCCGUAUUUCUUUAUAUUGAAAACUCAGCUAAUUCCUGGAAUAUUCAUGAAAUUGGAGUUCUCAAGUCCAUAUCAUAAUGAUUAUCAUUGAAAAUUAUGAAAAUGAGACAGUUAUAUUUUUAAACUGUCAAUCUAUUGAAAGUUCAAUUGAAUUAAUGAUCAAUUUUUACAGUCAGUUCGAGAAUUAAGUUGUCACUAGAAUACCAAUGAUCGUCUGACAUGAAAAAAUAAUUUUUAUUGAAUUUUCAAGAUAAAUAGGACAUUCUAUAACCGUUUUGAUCUCAAAUUCAAUUCAACAUCACAGCAAUGAAGAAUCAAAUGCAGCUACUACUUAAGGUGUUUCAUGCGAAAAAGGUAAAUAAUGACAUUCAUCUGGAAUUCAUAUAGAAUGUUUACAAUGAUAACUGAAUUAUCUAUGAAUUCUUUUCUAUAAUUUUUUCAGAUUUCCUUUUCAAGUUAUUAACGCUAAUAUCGCUUGCUAAAUGGUAAAAGAUCGUAUUGACCAUUUUGGAAUUUUUAGGUCAACAAAGUGGCAAAAGAUUGUAUAAACCUAAUCUAGGGAACAUGAAAUCUAAACGACUUGGGCUCUCUAGAAUCAUUUUAAUCCAACUUUUGAGGAAAAAUUUUUUUUGGCGCAUACGACCUUUUUCCACAAAUUUUUCUCCAAUAAA